This is a messenger RNA of Hypanus sabinus (Atlantic stingray), 6482 nucleotides long. RefSeq lists its product as uncharacterized. The transcript has 2 exons. Bases 2973 to 3878 code for a protein of 301 amino acids. NCBI's taxonomy places the organism in Eukaryota, Metazoa, Chordata, Chondrichthyes, Myliobatiformes, Dasyatidae. The record is from RefSeq and is a predicted model, not a curated record.
GGGAAUAAUGCACAAGGUGCAAAAUCAGUUCAUCCCCAGAGAAGGAAGGAUUAACAGGGGGGAAAGGGGCCACAGUGGUUGACAAAGGAAGUUAGUGACUGCAUAGCAUUAAAAUAAAGGAAGUAUGUCAGAGCUAAGGUGAGUGGGAGGACAGAUGAUUGGAAAGUUUUUAAGGAACAACAGAACUCAACUAAAUAGGCAACACGGGGAGAAAAAAUGAGGUACGGAUGCAAGCUAGCCAGGAAUAUAAAGGAAGAUAGCAAAAGCUUUUUUAGGUCUGUGAAGAGAAAGAAGACAGUUAAGAACAAUGUUGGGCCCUUGAAGAAUGAAUUGGGUGAAAUUGUUAUGGGAAACAGAAAAAUGGCAGAAGAAUUUAAUGAGUACUUUAGAUCUGUUUUCACUAAGGAAGACACAAGCAAUCUCCCAGAUGUAUGGAUGGGCCAAGGACAUAGGGUAACAGAGGAAAUGAAACAGAUUGACAUUAGGAUGGAAACGGUGACGAGAAGACUGAUGGGACUGAAGGCUGACAAAUCCCCAGGUCCAGAUGGUCUGCAUCCUAGGGUACUAAAGGAGGUGGCCCUGGAAAUUGCGGAUGCAUUGGUAAUCAUUUUCCAAUGUUCCUUAGAUUCAGGAUCAGUUGCUGAGGAUUGGAGAAUGGCUAAUGUUAUCCCAUUUUUUAAAAAAGGAGGGAAGAGGAAAACAGAGAACUAUCGACCUGUCAGCCUGACAUCGGUGAUGGGGAAGAUGCUAGACUCCAUUAUUAAGGAUGAAAUAGUGGCAUAUCCAGAUAGCAAUGAUAGGAUUGGGCCGAGCCAGCAUGGAUUCACCAAGGGUAAAUCAUGCUUGACUAAUCUGUUGGAGUUUUUCGAGGAUGUAACCAGGAAGUUAGACGGGUGAGAUCCAGUGGAUGUAGUGUACCUCGAUUUUCAGAAGGCAUUUGAUAAGGUCCACACAGGAGUUUGGCGGGUAAAAUCAAAGCUCAGGGCAUUGGGGGGAAGACAUUGACAUGGAUAGAAAACUGGUUGGCAGAUAGAAAGCAAAGGGUAACGGUGAAUGGGUGUUUCUCGGAAUGGCAGGUGGUGACUAGUGGGGUGCCACAGGGCUCGGUAUUGGGACCACAACUGUUUACAAUUUACAUCAAUGAUUUAGAUGAAGGCAUUGAGAAUAACAUCAGCAACUUUGCUGAUGAUGCUAAGCUGGGUGGCAGUGUGACAUGUGAUGAGGAUGUUAGGAGAAUUCAGGGUGACUUGGAUAGGCUGGGUGAGUGGGCAGAUACUUGGCAGAUGACGUUUAAUGUUAAUAAGUGUGAUGUUGUCCACUUUGGGAGUAAGAACAGGAAGGCAGAUUAUUAUUUGAACCGUGUAGAGUUGGGUAAGGGAGAAAUACAAAGAGAUCUAGGAGUCCGUGUUCAUCGGUCACUGAAGGUGAAUGAACAAGUACAGCAGGCAGUGAAGAAGGCUAAUGGAAUGUUGGCCUUUAUUACAAAGGGAAUUGAGUACAAGAGCAAGGAUAUCUGCUUGCAUUUGUACAGGGCCCUGGUGAGACCACACCUGGAGUAUUGUGUACAGUUUUGGUCUCCAGGGUUAAGGAAGGACAUCCUGGCUGUAGAGGAAGUGCAGCGUAGAUUCAUGAGGUUAAUUUCUGGGAUGUCUGGACUGUCUUACGCAGAGAGGUUAGAGAGACUGGGCUUGUACACACUGGAAUUAAGGAGAUUGAGAGGGGAUCUGAUUGAAAUAUAUAAGAUUAUUAAGGGAUUGGACAAGAUAGAGGCAGGAAAUAUUUUCCUGAUGUUGGGAGAGUCCAGUACCAGAGGACAUGGUUUGAGAAUAAGGGGUAGGUCAUUUAGGACAGAGUUAAGGAAAAACUUCUCCCAGAGAGUUGUGGAGGUCUGGAAUGCACUGCUUCGGAAGGUAGUGGAGGCCAAUUCUCUGGAUGCUUUCAAGAAGGAGCUAGAUAGGUAUCUUAUGGGUAGGGGAAUCAAGGGAUAAGGGGACAAGGCAGGAACCGGGUAUUGAAAGUAGCUGCUCAGCCAUGAUCUCAAAAUGGCGGUGCAAGCUUGAAGGGCCGAAUGGUCUACUUCUGCACCUAUUGUCUGUUGUCCUACAGGUGGAAAGGGGAUGGGGAAGAGAGAUCCCACAGGAGUAAGUGGGAAUGGGAUGAAAUUUCCGGCUGGAAGAAGGGGAUGGGGAAGAGUGAUCCCACAGUAGGAAGCAGAAUCAGGAAGAGAGAUCCAACAGGAGGUAGGGGGAUGGGAACGAGAUACCACAGGAGGAAGGGGAUCUGGAAGACAAUUCCCAUAGAAGUAAGGGAGAUGGGGAAGAGAGAUCUCACAAGAGGAAGGAGAAUGGGAAAGAGAGAUCCCACUGGAGACAGGGGAAUGGGGAAGAGAGAUCCCACAGGAGGAAGGGGAUGGGGAAGAGAGAUCCAACAGGGGAAUGGGGAAGAGAGAUCCAACAGGGGAAUGGGGAAGAGAGAUCCCACAGGAGGAAGGGGAUGGGGAAGAAGAUCCAACAGGAGGAAGAUGGAUGGGGAAUAGAGAUCCCUCAGGAGUAAGUGGGACGGGGAAGAAAUUUCCGGUUGGAGGAAAUGGAUGGGGAAGAGUGAUCCCACAGGAUGAAGCAGAAUCAGGAAGAGAGAUCCAACAGGAGGAAGGGGGAUGGGAAAGAGAGAUACCACAGGAGGAAGGGGAAGAGAGAUCCCACAGGAGGAAGAGAAUGGGGAAGAGGGAUCCCACAGGAGGAAGAGAAUGGGGAAGAGGGAUCCCACAGGAGGAAGGGGAUGAGGAAUGGAGACCUCACAGGAGGAAGGGGGAUGGGGAAGAGAUCCCACAGGACAAAAGAGAUGGGGAAGAGAUAUCCCACAGGAGGAAGGACAAUGUGGAAGAGAGAUCCCACAGAAGUAAAGGGGCUGGGGAAAUGAGAUCCCACUGGAGGAAGGCGAAUGGGGAAUAGAGAUCCCACAGGAGGAAGAGGAUGGGGAAGAGAGAUCCCACAGGAGGAAGAGGAUGGGGAAGAGAGAUCCCACAGGUGGAAUGGGGAUUUGGAAGAGAGAUCCCACACGAGGAAGGUGAAUGGGGAAGAGAGAUCCCACAGGUGGAAGAGGAUGGGAAGGAGAUAUCCCACUGGAGGAAGAGGGAUGGGAAAGAGAGAUCCUACAGAAGGAAGGGGGCGGGGGAAGAGAGAUCCCACAGGGGAAUGGGGAUGAGAGAUCCCACAGGAGGAAGAGAAUGGGGAAGAGGGAUCCCACAGGAGGAAGGGGAUGAGGAAUGGAGACCUCACAGGAGGAAGGGGGAUGGGGAAGAGAUCCCACAGGACAAAAGAGAUGGGGAAGAGAUAUCCCACAGGAGGAAGGACAAUGUGGAAGAGAGAUCCCACAGAAGUAAAGGGGCUGGGGAAAUGAGAUCCCACUGGUGGAAUGGGAAGGGGAAGAGAGAUCCCACAGGAGGAAGGGGGAUGGGGAAGAAAGAUCCCACAGGGGAAAGGGGGAUGGGGAAGAGAGAUCCCACAGGAGGAAGAGGAUGGGGAAGAGAGAUCCCACAGGUGGAAUGGGGAUGGGGAAGAGAGAUCCCACAGGAGGAAGGAGAAGAGGGAUCCCAAAUGAGGAACGUGGCUGGGCAAGAGAGAUACCAGAUGGUGAAGGGGGAUGGGGAUGAGAGAUCCCACUGGAGGAAGGGGGAUAGGGAAGAGAGAUCCCACUGGAGGAAUGGGGAUUUGGAAGAGAGAUCCCACACGAGGAAGGUGAAUGGGGAAGAGAGAUCCCACAGGAGGAAGAGGAAGGGGAAGAGAUAUCCCACAGGAGGACGGGGGAUACAAGAGAGAGAUCCUACGGGAGAAAGGGAAUGGGAAGGAGAGAUCCCACAGGAGGAAGGCGAAUGGUGAAGGGAGAUUCAACGGGAGGAAGAGGGACAGGGAAGAGAGAUCCCAAAGGAGGAAGGGGGAUGGGGAAAAGAAUUUCUUCAGGAGGAAGGGGAAUGGGGAAGAGAGAUCCAACAGGAGGAAGGGGGAUGGGUUAUCGAGAUCUAAGAGGAGAAAGGGGAUGGGGAUGGGAGAUCCCUCAUGAAGAAGAGUGAUGGGGAUGAAAGAUCCCACAGUAAGUGGGAUGAGGAAAGAGAUCCGACAGGAGGAAGGGGAUGGGGAAGAGAGAUACCACAGGAGGAAAGGGAUCUGGAAGAGAGAUCACACAGGAGGAAGGGGGAUGGGGAAGUGAGAUCCCACAGGAGGAAGGGGGAUGGGGAAGAGAGAUCCCACAGGACGGGGGAUAGAAAAGAGAGAUCCUACUGGAGAAAGGGAAUGGGAAGGAGAGAUCUCACAGGAGGAAGAGGAUGGGAAGGAGAUAUCCCACAGGAGGAAGGACAAUGUGGAAGAGAGAUCCCACAGAAGAAAAGGGGCUGGGGAAAUGAGAUCCCACUGGAGGAAAGCUAAUGGGGAAGAGAGAUCCCACAGGAGGAAGAGGAUGGGGAAGAGAGAUCCCACAGGUGGAAUGGGGAUGGGGAAAAGAGAUCCUACAGGAGGAAGAGGAUGGGAAGGAGAUAUCCCACAGGAGGAAGAGGGAUGGGGAAGAGAGGUCCCAGAGCAGGAUUUGCAUAUAGAAGAGAGAUCCUGGAGUAGGAAGCUGAGUCAGGAAGAGAGAUCCCAUAGGAGGAAGGAGGAUAUGGAAGAGUGAUCCCACAGGAAGAAGGGGGAUGGGGAAGAGAUCCCAUAGGAGGAAGGCGAUGGGGAAGAGAUCCCAUAGGAGGAAGGCGAUGGGGUAGAGAGAUCACACAGUUGGAAGAGAAUGGGGAAGAGAGAUCCCUAAGGAGGAAGGGGAUAGGGAAGAGAGAUCCCACAGGAGGAAGGAGAAGAGGGAAGAGAGAUCCCAAAUGAGGAACGUGGCUGGGCAAGAGAGAUACCACAUGGUGAAGGGGGAUGGGGAUGAGAGAUCCCACAGGAGGAAGGGGGAUAGGGAAGAGAGAUCCCACAGGAGGAAGGUGAAUGGGGAAGAGAGAUCCCACAGGUGGAAGAGGAUGGGAAGGAGAUAUCCCACAGGAGGAAGAGGGAUGGGGGAGGUAGGUCCAGAGCAGGAUUUGCAAAUAGAAGAGAGAUCCUGGAGUAGAAAGCUGAAUCAGGAAGAGAGAUCCCACAGGAGGAAGGAGGACAGGGAAGAGAGAUCCCACAGGAGGAAGGGGGAUGGGGAGGAGAGAUCCCACAGGAGGAACAGGAAGGGAUAUCCCACAGGAGGACGGGGGAUACAAGAGAGAGAUCCUACGGGAGAAAGGGAAUGGGAAGGAGAGAUCCCACAGGAGGAAGGCGGAUGGUGAAGGGAGAUUCAACGGGAGGAAGAGGGACAGGGAAGAGAGAUCCAACAGGAGGAAGGGGGAUGGGGAAGAGAGAUCCCACAGGAGGAAGGGGGAUGGGGAAAGGAGAUCCCACAGGAGGAAGGGGAUGGGUUAUCGAGAUCUAAGAGGAGAAAGGGGAUGGGGAUGGGAGAUCCCUCAUGAAGAAGUGAUGGGGAUGAAAGAUCCCACAGUAAGGGGGAUGAAAGAUCCCACAUUAAGUGGGAUGCGGAAAGAGAUCCGACAGGAGGAAGGGGAUGGGGAAGAGAGAUACCACAGGAGGAAAGGGAUCCGGAAGAGAGAUCACACAGGAGGAAGGGGGAUGGGGAAGUGAGAUCCCACAGGAGGAAGGGGGAUGGGGAAGAGAGAUCCCACAGGAGGACGGGGGAUAGAAAAGAGAGAUCCUACGGGAGAAAGGGAAUGGGAAGGAGAGAUCUCACAGGAGGAAGAGGAUGGGAAGGAGAUAUCCCACAGGAGGAAGAGGGAUGGGGAAGGUAGGUCCAGAGCAGGAUUUGCAUAUAGAAGAGAGAUCCUGGAGUAGAAAGCUGAAUCAGGAAGAGAGAUCCCACAGGAGGAAGGAGGAUAGGGAAGAGAGAUCCCACAGGAGGAAGAGGAAGGGGAAGAGACAACCCACAGGAGGAAGGAGAAAAGGGAAGAGAGAUCCCAAAUGAGGAACGUGGCUGGGCAGGAGAGAUACCACAUCGUGAAGUGGGAUGGGGAAGAGAGAUCCCACAGAAGGAAGGGGGAUGGGGAAAAGAGAUCCCACUGCAGGAAGGGGAUGGGGAAGAGAGAUCCGACAAGAGGAAGGGGAUGGGGAAGAGAGAUCCCUCAAAAGGAUGGCGAUGGGGAAGAGAGAUCCCAUAGAAGGAGGGGGGAGGGGGAAGAGAGGUCCCACAGGAGCAAAUGGAUGGAGUAAAAGAGAUCCCACAGUAGGUAGGGGGAUUGUGAAUUUCAACAUGCAGUUGAACUGGGAGAAACAGUUUGGUGCUGGACCCCAGGAUGGGGAGUUUGUAGUGUGCGUACGGGUUGCAUUCUUGGAACAGCUUGUACGAGAGCCGACCAGGGACAAGGCAACUCUGGAUUUAGUCUUGUGUAAUGAACAGGAUUUGAUCAGCGAUCUUGAAGUAAAGGAGCCAUUAGGAGGUAGUGAUCACAAUAUGAUAAGCUUUUA